UCUUCUCAGAGUAUCUCUGCUGAACUCACAUCUCCUGGACCAUGUCUUACCAUUGCAGUUCUGGAAACUUCUCUAGCUCUCAAAGUGCCUGCCUGCAUGGCCCUGUCUCCUCCUGUGGUUCUUCCUCUCCAAGCAACCUAGUCUACAGCAUGGGAUUCUGCUCUCCCAUGACCUGCCAGCUGGGAUCCUCUCUCUACAGAGGCUGUCAGGAGACCACCUGUGAGCCCAGCAGCUGUCACACAUCUAGUGUGGUGUCCAGCCCCUGCCGGACUUCCUAUUACUACCCAAGGACCUCUGCACUCUGCACUCCCCACCAAGCAACUUAUACUAGGUCUCUGGGCUUCGGCUCUAGAAGCUGCCACUCCUUGGGCUAUGGAUCUCAAAGCUGUUAUUCACUUGACUGUGUAUCCAAUAGUUUCAAACCCUUGAGUUCUAGAGGUUGUGGCUUCCCUUCUGUGAGUUAUGGAUCCAGACUCUGCUGCCCAAACUAUUUUCCUUUUACAAGUUUCCAGACACCUUGUUACCAACCAAUGUACAGAUAUGGAUUCUACUGA
Elephantulus edwardii (Cape elephant shrew) is the source of this 554-nucleotide messenger RNA. RefSeq names its product keratin-associated protein 13-1-like. The record is from RefSeq and is a predicted model, not a curated record. The transcript has a single exon. NCBI's taxonomy places the organism in Eukaryota, Metazoa, Chordata, Mammalia, Macroscelidea, Macroscelididae. Bases 42 to 554 code for a protein of 170 amino acids.